AUGGCCAGCUCCUUCGAGAAGUCCGUCAAGGGCGCCACCAAGAUCAAGGCCGCGCCUCCCAAGACGAAGUACAUCGAACACAUCCUCAUCGCGACACACUCUGGAGAGGCGGGAGUAGGAGAGGUCUUCAGGGCGCUGCAGCACCGGCUCAGGGACUCAACAUGGACCGUCGUCUUCAAGAGCUUGAUCACCGUCCACCUGAUGAUCAGGGAGGGCUCCCCUGAUGUCACGCUGGGGUAUCUGGCAAAACACCGAAACAUGCUUGCCGUGAGCAUGUUCUCUGACGCCCAGACACAGGGACGGAACAUACGACAUUACGCCAACUACCUCUCCGAGCGAGCACGAGCGUAUCGCGAUACAAAGAUCGACUGGGUGCGCGGUAGAGACAACAGGCUGGAGAAACUGACUGUGGAAAAGGGGCUGCUAAGGGAGACGGAGUCUGUACAGCACCAACUGACAGCCCUCCUGAAAUGUGACGUCAUGGACAAUGAACCGGAGAAUGAGAUCACCAUCACCGUCUUCCGGUUACUGGUUCUGGACCUGUUGGCGCUGUUCCAGGUGCUCAACCAUGCAUUGAUCAACAUCCUGGGUCAUUUCUUCGAGAUGUCCAAGGUCGACGCGGAGAGAGCUAUGGAGGUCUAUCGCGGGUUCAUCAGGCAGACAGACAUGGUGGUUCAGUAUCUGAGCAUGGCCCGCCAGUACGAACACCACACGAGAGUUGAGGUCCCAAAGUUGAAGCACGCUCCUGUCAACCUUGGAAGGCAGCUGGAGGACUACCUCAACGACCCGGACUUUGAGAUUCACAGGCGACAAUAUCUGGCCGAGCUGGAGGCCAAGAAGAGCAAGGGCGGCUCGGGAGCCAACCCGCUACCACCAGUCUUCAAGAGCGAGGCGGCGAGCAAGUCGGCGGCGGCGGCGAGCAGCUCGUUUCCCAAUGUUAAUGGCGCUGCGAGCUCGUCCGCAUCGGAGUCCAAGCCGGCCAAGGGCCCGGAUGCGGAUCUGAUCGACUUCUUCGAUUCGAUAGAGCAGAACCAGACCACGCUGGGCGCACCCCCGUCCGCACAGCCGCAAGUGGGAGCAUCGCCCUGGGGAAACCCAGGCUUCCAGGCUCAACCUACCGAGCAGUUCCAGAACGGGUUCGUGCCGCAGCAGACUGGGUUCCAGGGAACGAACCCCUUCCAGCAACAGAUGACAGGUUUCCCACAACAGCAGCAGCAGCAGCAGCAGCAGCAGCAGCAGGUUCCUCAACAGCAGCUCCAGCCGCCCUACGCAGGCGCAGGAUUUGGUGGAUUCAUGUCGCAGGCCGGCUUCCAGAGCUCGUUGGCUCCGAUACCGCAGGACUCAGUCGCAUCGUUCCAGCAGGGCAACGUAUCCAUGCCCAACCUCCAAGCGCAACAGCAGACUACCAACCCAUUCCGAGUGUCCAUGAUGGCGACGGGUCAGAACCCCAUGCCCACCGGCAUGACAACGCACUCGGCCCCAACGAGCCCGCCUACGGCCCUACAACCGCAGCAGACAUCUACGAAUCCCUUCGCCCGGCCGGCGUCGCAGUCUAAUCCACCCACGUUCCAGCCAACACCACCACAACAGGCAGGGCCACUGCAGCCCAUGCAGACUGGGACGAACCCAUUUGCCAAGAACUUUGGUACUCCUCAACCGCAGCAGCAGCAGCGGCCAGCCACAAGCGCCGGUCUGCUUCCUCAGCCUACGGGGACGACAAAUCCCUUCCGCCAGUCGCAGUUUGUCAACCAUAAUACGGGCAUGGGCUGGCAACAUAACCAGCAGCCUAUGGGCGGCGGGCUUGACUCCCUGCAGACGGUCUCUGUCUUCCCUCGACCGGCACAACAAAGCCCUUGGCAGCAAUAA
This is a messenger RNA of Cryphonectria parasitica EP155, 1866 nucleotides long. Its product is annotated as ANTH-domain-containing protein. Gene Ontology annotation, cellular component: clathrin-coated vesicle; clathrin-coated pit. Gene Ontology annotation, biological process: vesicle budding from membrane; clathrin coat assembly; clathrin-dependent endocytosis. Gene Ontology annotation, molecular function: SNARE binding; 1-phosphatidylinositol binding; phosphatidylinositol-4,5-bisphosphate binding. Lineage: Eukaryota; Fungi; Ascomycota; Sordariomycetes; Diaporthales; Cryphonectriaceae. The record is from RefSeq and is a predicted model, not a curated record. The transcript is spliced from 5 exons. The coding region runs from base 1 to 1866 and encodes 621 amino acids.